Messenger RNA from Eruca vesicaria subsp. sativa (arugula), 741 nucleotides. The record is from the annotation of a GenBank genome assembly. NCBI's taxonomy places the organism in Eukaryota, Viridiplantae, Streptophyta, Magnoliopsida, Brassicales, Brassicaceae.
AUGCUCUCCACUUCGAAACUGCAAUCUCCGCCCAAACCUGCAACCUUCGUCAAUCCAAUUUUCAAACAAGGACUCAUCGCUAAAAAACUUCCGUUUCGCCGCCGGUACUCUCUCCAUCAAGCUUCUCUGCGAUUCGCCAAGGUCUCGGACUCGAUCGCUCCUCCACUGCACUCGAAUCCGCAUGAAUCAUCAUCCCGUCUAACUUCUUCCGUGGGACAACCUUCUCUCCAAUGGACACUCACUCAAAAACACUUCGUCUUGCUAAACGUCGUCGCUUGCGUUACAGCUAUUUCAGCAUCAUGGCUAUUCUUAGCUGCGAUUCCUACUCUCCUGGCAUUCAAGAAAGCAGCAGAGUCCGUUGAGAAGCUUUUGGAUGUAACAAGAGAAGAGCUGCCAGAUACAAUGGCUGCUCUUCGCUUGUCUGGAAUGGAGAUUAGUGACUUAACUAUGGAGCUUAGUGAUUUAGGGCAAGGUAUCACUCAAGGUGUUAAAAGCUCAACACGUGCUAUCCGCGUGGCUGAAGAUAGACUAAGACGGUUUACAAACAUGAAUCCAGUAGCUUCAAUGCAGGAAGUGAAGUAUCAGACCAAGAGAAACGAAACAGAACCAGUGGUGGCUAAAACCGCGAGGAAUUUAAAGGAAGGGAUCGUUAAGGGACGUUCUUUAUGGCAAAUGUUAUUCACAGUUACUCGCUUCUACAAAACUGCGAGGAGUUAUUUUGCAAAGCGAGUUAAGCAGUAG